This is a messenger RNA of Hyposmocoma kahamanoa, 644 nucleotides long. It is a transcript of the gene mRpL51, whose product is annotated as 39S ribosomal protein L51, mitochondrial. Lineage: Eukaryota; Metazoa; Arthropoda; Insecta; Lepidoptera; Cosmopterigidae. The record is from RefSeq and is a predicted model, not a curated record. Gene Ontology annotation, molecular function: structural constituent of ribosome. The coding region runs from base 83 to 553 and encodes 156 amino acids. Gene Ontology annotation, cellular component: mitochondrial large ribosomal subunit. Gene Ontology annotation, biological process: translation. The transcript has 4 exons.
UUUUUAUUAGAAAAUACAAGUUUCUUGUCAGCCCGUAGCUUUUUUCUUUUGCGCUGGAUAUAUUUUGAUUUUUUUUAAACUUAUGGAGUGGUUGGGGUCCCGUGUCUUGCGAACCCUUUGGACACCGACUGUAAAUAUAGUAAGAAGUAGAUAUCAUGCGGACAAAACUCGCCUAGUGCGGAGGUAUGGCUAUAAUGAAAAACUUUGGUGCGGUGGAUUGUUGCCCAGGAGUGAAGGGAAACCGUUGCCAUUGCCAGAAUACAGACCUGCAAAUAUGUGGACAGAGCGCAAAGGUCUUUUUGGUCAAAAUGAUUACAUUGAUAUACUGGGACCAGGAAACAUUCACCCUGUGAAGACUUUGUACACAGUGCCAUCUUGGAUAAGAGGUGUUAGUGGACAAGAGUACCAUAUCUUAUUAAGGAAAAAGAAAAUGUGGGCAAAGUCAGGAACCCCUACACAAAGACCUACAAAAUGGAAGGAGAUGCAGAAACGAAUUUCAUACCUGUACAGGAAGCUCAACAGAAAAACCAAAACUGGUCCAUCUCCUGAUUAGUAUCCGCAUAGUAUCUUGAUAAAUGUUAGUAUGUAAAAUAAUAAAAACUACAGUGAAAUAAAUAUGACUACAAUUACAGUCGUUACAAUUU